AUGCAUGACCUUGAGUUCUUUUUCUGGGUACUCUUCUGGAUCUGCAUUCACUACGAAGCGCCGGGGAAAGGGAGGAAGGUGAAGGAUUUUGAAAAGUGGAAUUAUAUGAGUACAAGAGAACUGGGUGGUGCCAAAAUCGGAGCUAUAGCUGAUGAAGAGGUAUUCCUUACAAUCAUGGAUGACUACUUCACUCCAUAUUACCAGCCAUUGUCGUGUUGGGUCAACAGGCUACGACGGAUUGUAUUUCCAAACAAUGGACGAUGGAAGAGAACAAAUUCAAAAUUGGGCUCAGAAAUGAGGAAAAUACUUCAAGAUGCACAACGCGACCUAAAGGUCAUAGGUUAG
Messenger RNA from Blastomyces dermatitidis ER-3, 345 nucleotides. RefSeq lists its product as uncharacterized. Bases 1 to 345 code for a protein of 114 amino acids. Lineage: Eukaryota; Fungi; Ascomycota; Eurotiomycetes; Onygenales; Ajellomycetaceae. The record is from RefSeq and is a predicted model, not a curated record. The transcript has a single exon.